This is a messenger RNA of Trichoderma harzianum CBS 226.95, 1825 nucleotides long. RefSeq lists its product as hypothetical. Bases 19 to 1599 code for a protein of 526 amino acids. Gene Ontology annotation, biological process: transmembrane transport. The transcript has 5 exons. The record is from RefSeq and is a predicted model, not a curated record. Gene Ontology annotation, cellular component: membrane. Lineage: Eukaryota; Fungi; Ascomycota; Sordariomycetes; Hypocreales; Hypocreaceae. Gene Ontology annotation, molecular function: transmembrane transporter activity.
CUGGAAUCUAUACCAAUAAUGGAGCCAUCGCCAGUGGAACAAGCCUCAGUCGAGCUAAGGGAGGUAAACGACACCUCCCGAAAUGACGACCAACCGACUUUCGAAGCCGUAACCGCAACCAGCAUAACAAAAAGGCACAGGUUACUAAUAGUAAUUUUCAUCGUAUCUAGCAAUAUGGUCCAGAUGAUAUCUAACAUGGUUGGACUCGCCGCCGGACUUGAGAUAAGCAACUCACUGGGCUAUGCAACUGGUCCUGGCAAAGCCAACUGGGCGGCCGCGUCCUACCCGCUGACGCAAGGCACCUUCGUUCUGAUCAGCGGUCGCCUCGGUGCCGUCUACGGCCAUCGACAUGUCCUCAUCGGCGGCGCUGUCUGGUUCGUCAUUUGCUCACUCGCAAACGGCUUCUGCAAGACGUUUGUCACUUUCAAUGUUGUCCGUGCGCUGUCUGGUAUCGGAGGAGCAUUAAUCAUGCCGAACGCUGUUGCUCUGAUCAGUACGACAAUACCACCUGGAAGAUCGAGAAAUGUCACGCUGGGAUUUUUCGGGGCCUCGGCUCCUAUUGGAGGUUACCUUGGUGCUAUUUGGGCUGGUAUUUUUGUUGAAUAUGUGGACUGGACGUGGAUAUUCUUCGGCUUGGCAAUCUUGGGGACAUUUGUUUUCGGGAUUCUGGCGUUACUUCUCCCAACUGACUCUCCCGUUGACCGAAAAGGGACAAUUGAUUGGAUCGGCGCAUUCCUCGGUACGGGCGGCCUGAUUGCUUUCAAUAUUGCUUGGAACCAAGCACCAGCGAGCGGAUGGGAAACGCCUUUCGUAUCCGUUUUGCUCGUGAUAUCAGUUGUCAUGCUCGUUCUCUUUGGGCUCUGGGGGUCAAGGUUUAGCAAGAAUCCCAUCAUACCACUCGGGAUAUGGACAGCACCAUCCUUUACAGCCGUCAUCUUGGUCGUUCUCUUUAGUUUCAUGUCCAACGGCAUCUUCCUCUGGUACAUGGUGGCAUGGCUUCAACUUCUGCGUGGUAAAACCAUCCUCCAGUUUGGCCUUGAGUGGACUCCAUUUGGGAUUGUUGCAACGAUCGGCACGUUCCUCGCAGCAUGGCUGAUUCCACGCCUCGCUGCGCAAUGGAUAUUGGCAAUUGGUACCGCUGCUAUCUUAGUCGCGAAUCUACUCUUGGCUACGAUGCCGGUCCAGCAGACGUACUGGGCUCAGGUCUUCCCAGCGACGAUAUUCAUGGCCUUCUGUCCAGACUUUGUCUACGUUGCGGCGCAGAUCGUUGCUAGCAACAGUGUCAAACGUAGCCAGCAGGGCGUUGCUGCAUCUCUCAUUGGCACGCUUAACUUGUAUGGGAACAGUCUCGGUCUUGGAUUUGCGGGGACGAUCGAGACGCAGGUGAACAAAUAUCGGGCUGAUCAAGUGCUUGGAUACAGGGCUGCAUUGUAUUUUGGAGCCGGCAUCGCCUUGGUAGCGACCGUGCUGGACUCGCUACUGGUACGGGUAGUAAAGGAUGAGAGGGAGGGAUGGACUGAUCCGGCGGACGAAGUAGCAAUUAUGGGGACAGGGUUUGAGGGAGGAUUGUCGACGGCUACUGAGAGAAUCCGGCGGUGACAGGCUGCCUGCAGAGUUUACGGGACUCGCGGGUUUUGGGCUUCGGUCUCCGGUCCUCAGCAACUGGCUCUUCCUCCUGUAAGACACACCAAGCGGUACAGCUGGAUGCAUCAUCGUCGCUCUACCCCGUAUUGUCUUUGCUGUUACAUUUUUGAUCAGAAUAAACAUCAUAGGGAAUAUUCAUUUUGUUUUCUUCUUUAAUUUAUAGAGUACUUAGAUCACGAGC